AUGGAUGUGAUUGGAACGCUGGGGCUCGAUACACUCACGUUCCUGGUGGCCACCGUCAUUGUCAUCCCCUUCUUCCGCAGCUUCAAAGCCAGCCCGAUUCUCGGCUUCCUGCUCUCAGGCGUAGCUCUCAACCAGCUGGGGCUCAUCCGCAACAUCUCGGAUGUCAAAGCACUCUCGGAACUCGGAAUCCUCUUCCUGCUCUUCGAGAUGGGGCUGGAGCUGUCUAUCGAGCGACUGAGGGCCCUUGCCAAGUUUGCCUUUGGCAUGGGCCUGCCGCAGGUGCUGCUCACAACGCUCGCCUUCGCAGCGUUUGAGCUCCCACCCAACAACGCCAUCGGCACCCGUCUGCUCGGUUUUGAAGCCCCUUCAGAGUCUCUCACCAUUGCUCACCGCUCCUCACCGCACUUCCCCUCCCCUCCCUCCAACAGCCCCUUAAGAGUCUCUCACCGUUCCUCACCGCUCCUCACCGCACUUCCCCUCCCCUCUCUCCAACAGGUGCUCCUCACCACGCUCGCCUUUGCAGCGUUUGAGCUCCCUCCCGACCAUGCCAUCGGCACCCGCAUGCUCGAGUGGGCUGCCUCUGCCCGCCCUGACCUGGUGAACAUCCGGUCAGUGGACGAGGCAAUAGUGAUCGGCGCUGCUCUCUCACUCUCCUCCUCCGCUUUUGUGCUUCAGCUGCUCUCAGAGAAGGGAGAGCUUGCCACCCGCCUGCUCUCAGAGAAGGGCGAGCUUGCCACCCGCGUGGGCUCAGCCACUCUUGGGAUUUUACUGCUGCAGGACAUAGCGGUGGUGCCUCUGUUGGUCAUCCUCCCUAUCCUUGAGAGCGGGGUGAGUGCUUCGUCGCAGCCAUCGGAUGCGGCUUUUGAGAUGGUGGUGGUGAGCGGGACGUCUCAAAACACUCCUUCUUUCACGUCUGACAUAGCAGCAACCCCAUGCAUGUGUUUUGAGACGUCUCAAAACACUCCUUCUUUCACGUCUGACAUAGCAGUAACCCCAUGCAUGUGUUUUGAGACGUCUCAAAACACUCCUUCUUUCACGUCUGACAUAGCAGCAACCCCAUGCAUGUGUUUUGAGACGUCUCAAAACACUCCUUCUUUCACGUCUGACAUAGCAGUAACCCCAUGCAUGUGUUUUGAGACGUCUCAAAACACUCCUUCUUUCACGUCUGACAUAGCAGCAACCCCAUGCAUGUGUUUUGAGACGUCUCAAAACACUCCUUCUUUCACGUCUGACAUAGCAGUAACCCCAUGCAUGUGUUUUGAGACGUCUCAAAACACUCCUUCUUUCACGUCUGACAUAGCAGCAACCCCAUGCAUGUGUUUUGAGACGUCUCAAAACGCUCCUUCUUUCACGUCUGACAUAGCAGUAACCCCAUGCAUGUGUUUUGAGACGUCUCAAAACACUCCUUCUUUCACGUCUGACAUAGCAGCAACCCCAUGCAUGUGUUUUGAGACGUCUCAAAACACUCCUUCUUUCACGUCUGACAUAGCAGUAACCCCAUGCAUGUGUUUUGAGACGUCUCAAAACACUCCUUCUUUCACGUCUGACAUAGCAGUAACCCCAUGCAUGUGUUUUGAGACGUCUCAAAACACUCCUUCUUUCUCGUCUGACAUAGCAGCAACCCCAUGCAUGUGUUUUGAGACGUCUCAAAACACUCCUUCUUUCACGUCUGACAUAGCAGUAACCCCAUGCAUGUGUUUUGAGACGUCUCAAAACACUCCUUCUUUCACGUCUGACAUAGCAGCAACCCCAUGCAUGUGUUUUGAGACGUCUCAAAACACUCCUUCUUUCACGUCUGACAUAGCAGCAACCCCAUGCAUGUGUUUUGAGACGUCUCAAAACACUCCUUCUUUCACGUCUGACAUAGCAGUAACCCCAUGCAUGUGUUUUGAGACGUCUCAAAACACUCCUUCUUUCACGUCUGACAUAGCAGUAACCCCAUGCAUGUGGCCUGGGAGUGCUGCUCUACAUGGGCCGGUGCUGUCCCCUUACCUUAGUCCUUCCCCUUGUCUCCUCCCCAUCACCCUCCCCCUGCCACCCCUCCCCUCAACAGGAUUUCACAGAAGACAGUCUAUUCCCUCUGCUCGCAGCAGCGGGACUCAAGUCCCCGCUGGGCCUGGGCUUGCUGCUCUACUUUGCCUGGCACUACCUUUCACACCCACCAACACCCUCCCCUCUCCCUCCCUUUCUGCUUCCCCACAGGAUUUUACCGACGGCAGGCAGUCUAUUCCCUCUGCUAGCAGCAGCAGCAGAGGGGCUCAGGAUUUCACGGACGACAGUUUAUUCCCCUUGUUGGCAGCAGCGGGCCUCAAGUCUCUCCUCGGCGUGGGCGUGCUGCUCUACACCAGGGCCGGCUCUCUUCCUUACACGCCCACCAACAACCCUCUCACCUCUACCUCUCCUUGUGCUUCCCCAACAGGAUUUCACAGACGACAGUCUAUUCCCGCUCCUCGCAGCAGCGGGCCUCAAGUCCCUGCUGGGCCUGGGAGUGCUGCUCUACAUGGGCAGGCUCUUUCUCAGAAGGUUCUUCGACUCGGAGCGUUCUUGGCAGGAGUGUUGCUAGCAGAGACCAACUACCGCACGCAGGUGGAGGGGAAUGGAGGCACCAUGAACCCAAACCCGCACUUACUCUCUCCUCUCCUGUGUUCUCCUCCCUGUCUCUCAUGCCUGCCUGUGCUUGCAGCUCGGAGCGUUCUUGGCAGGAGCGUUGCUGGCAGAGACCAACUACCGCACGCAGGUGGAGGCAGACAUUCGUCCCUUCAGGGGUCUGCUGCUGGGUCGAGUUUUGAGUCGUCUCAAAACUUUACUCCUGCUGGGUCGCUUCUUUGCCUCUUGCUGUAUCUGUGGAGGCAGACAUUCGCCCCUUCAGGGGUCGAGGCAGACAUUCGUCCCUUCAGGGGUCUGCUGCUGGGUCUCUUUUUCGUCACCACUGGCACAUCCAUUGAUCUCAGCCUCUUAGCAGCGGAGUGGCCCAACAUAUUGCUCCUCCUCGCCGGCCUCAUUGCCAUCAAGACCGCCAUCAUCACGGCUCUCGGCCCGCGGGUCGGCCUCUCCCUCCCGGAGUCCAUCCGCACGGGCCUGCUGCUGUCCCAGGGAGGAGAGUUCGCCUUCGUCGUCUUUGCCCUCGCCAGCCAGUGA
Molecule: messenger RNA, 3138 nt
Organism: Closterium sp. NIES-65
Lineage: Eukaryota; Viridiplantae; Streptophyta; Zygnematophyceae; Desmidiales; Closteriaceae
Source: the annotation of a GenBank genome assembly